GUGAGCAUCGUUCUCACUCGGAUCACUUAUUGUCUGCCUCUCUUCUCUUUGCGUGAUAGGAUGGACACCAACUAGGCUAUAUACAGAGAUAUACCCCGUUUUUGUCUUUUGGGCCUCUCCUACACCCGAUUCGUUCGUUUUUUUCCUGCACUUUAUACAGUUUUGGUGCGGCUUGAUGGUUCACCUCUGACUGUGGCUCGCAAAUAACCGAACACCUGCAACGGAUCAGACCAACGUUCCUCAGGCGGUAUCGCUCUACAUUCCUGAGGACUUGACAGAGACACCAGAGCAGCUCACCUCAUAAAAGGUCCAGGAUGCUGGGUGCAACGGUCCCUGCCUGUGGACUGCAGGCUCUGCUGACAGCCCUCCUUCUCUCUCUGGGUUGUGGCCUUGUGUGGUCAGACCCAGUGGUGAACAUGAGGAAGGUGACACACCAGAUGGUGAGGGAGCAACUGGCCAACAGCGUCCUGCUGCCCUGUGUCUUCACCCUGCGCCCCACCCCUACCCACGAGCCCCCCCGCAUCAAGUGGACCAAGGUGUGGGGCCAGAGGGGUGCCGAUGGUCGGCAGAGGGAACAGUCUGUCCUGGUCGCCAAGGACAACGUGGUCAAGGUGAAGAAGGCGUUCCAGGGGCGUGUCACCCUGCCCGGUUACCAGGACAACCGUUUCAACGCCAGCAUGGCACUCAGCGCCCUGCGCUCCAGUGACUCGGGCAUGUUCCGCUGUGAGGUGGUGGUGGGCAUCAACGAUGAACAGGACACCGUUCCCCUGGAGGUCACAGGUGUGGUGUUCCACUACCGUGCUCCUCAUGACCGCUACGCCCUGUCCUUCCCUGACGCCCAGCAGGUGUGUCUGGAGAACUCAGCUGUCAUCGCCACGCCUGCUCAGCUCCAGGCCACCUUUGCUGACGGGUAUGACAACUGUGAUGCCGGCUGGCUGUCUGACCAGAGUGUGAGGUACCCUAUCCAGUCACCCAGGCCGGGUUGCUAUGGUGACAGGGAGGACUCACCUGGAGUGCGCAACUACGGCAAUCGGGCCCCUGACGAGCUGUUUGAUGUCUACUGCUUUGCCAAGCAACUGCAAGGUGAGGUGUUCCACUCGUCUGUACCAGAGAAGCUGAGCCUGGCCACAGCCUCUACCCAUUGCCACUCUCUGGGAGCCCAGCUGGCCACGGCAGGGCAGCUCUACCAAGCCUGGCAGACUGGCCUGGACCAGUGUGACCCAGGCUGGCUGGCCGACGGCAGUGUGCGCUACCCCAUAAACCUUCCCCGACGCAACUGUGGCGGGGAUGAUCCGGGUGUGCGCACUGUCUACCACAACCCCAACCGCACUGGUUUCCCAGACACCACCACCCGCUUUGACGCCUACUGCUACCGAGAACGUGAAGCAGGAGUCCAGGCAGCCCAGCCAGUGGGGUUCCUCCAAUACAGAGACCCAGAGGCCAAUUCCUCAGACACUGAGCCCCAGCACUCUGCCCCCUACCCCCAUCCCUCCACCUGGACUGGCAUGGCAGACCUGGACAAGAAGGGCAUCAGCUCCAUCACUGGAGGCAACGAGUCCUCCGAGAUCUCUGAGGAGCACGUGGUAAUCCACCUCCGGCCAGGGGAGAGUACCCAGGGCUGGGGAGAGGAGAACCAGGAGACCAAGGGGCGAUCUAAGACUGGAGCCCCUCAGAACCCAUCCUCCAGCCCCAAUACCAGCACCCUGGGUCUGUCUGUCCUGGAGAGUCUAGAGACCCACGGAGGUUCUGCCCAGGAAGAGGUGGAGGGCGAGGGGGAUGAGGAGUGGCGUUUUGGGUUGUCCGACUCCCCUCUGUCCUCCCAGGCCUCUCCAGUGCUCCAGACCCAGACAGCCAAUAACAUUCUCCACAGCUUCGUCAACAACCUGAUGAAGCCCUUCAGGUAUUGGACAGGCUCUGUGGAGGCCGGCACAGAGGCAUCUCUCCCAGCCACACCUGCCUCACUUCCCGAGGUGAGAGGACUACAGGAUCAGACAACCCCGGGGUUGGCUAUAGUCACACCCACCGAAGGAAAGCAAAAGCUGGGCAGUAAAGGAAGCACGGACAACGCUAUCAUAGAGCAUCGGAUUCGAGGCUCCUUGCUCAAGACAUCCAUCAAUGGACUCACCAGCACACAGGAGGGUCUGCCUGAUCAGGAUAGAGAGGUGGUCACGUUAGUCCCAUUGGGCCCUGUGAUCCAGUACACACUCACCCAGCCUGGGAGGAAGGGUCCUAGCAUGUCCCUAACCAACCCUCAAGGAUCAUCGUCUAAUGGAUUCACAGCAGUGGGACCCGGUGUGAAUAGCAAGGCCGUGGUGGCUGUGAAUGGAUCAGGAGGCCCCCUCCAGGGCAUUUGGGGUGGGUUGGCUUCAUCCCUAGGGACCCCGGAACCAUACCCAGGCAGCCAGCUGAGAUGGGCCCUGAAGGCCAUGAAGGGCUCCAAGCUGGAGGCCCCAGGACAGGGACACGUGGCCUACAUGGGGAAGGAUUCCACCUGGGAGCCCAUGGAGGCCAAAGUGGGGCCCCUAGAGGUCAUGACCCUGUCUACCAACCCAGAGAGCUACUCUGGUGAGGGGAGAGAUCAGAAUGAGGACCGCAGCAUCCCCCGAUCCAUCCUGGAGAGAGAGGACAACGAGACAGAGGCAGAGGGAAGCGGGAGAGGAGGGAACGACUUUCCAGGUGGCUUUGGAUCAAACAGUGACAUGAACCCAGGCAGCGGUGCCAGCAGCAGCACAAAGCCUCUUCUGUCUGGAUUGAAACCCACCGAGAUCCAGAGCCAGAACCAGACUCUGUCAGAACACACCACUAUGUUUCAGUGGCAGCUAGUGGACGAGCCCACCACCUCAUCUACUGCUGCCUCUGCUGCUGGCUCCAGCCGGGGCCCGGGGGGUACCGCUGAGGAGGCCAGGGGAGAGAUUGUCUAUGUCCGACGCCCUACUGAGAAGCUCCUUCCAACCACCUCCAGUAAGAAAGAUGGCUUCCCCCCUGUGAUCAGAAAGCAGAGCCUGAGUACAGCCAGGGUGACUGAGAGACAACGAAGCCCAAAUGAGGCCACCACACCUGGGUUCACCUCCAGACCUGCAGCUUCUAUGGAGCCCCUGACAACCAUCAAAACUUCCAAAGCAAACAACCAGAGAAACGACUCGAGUGAUUCUACCUCUACCAAGGAGCCACCCAUCUCCAUUGCACGGGUUCCGGUAGAUAGAGAGGAGACAGCUAGUACCACAUCUCUGACUAGAGAUGGACCCCAAACAACUGCAGCUUCGACUCAGCUGACCACGGCGUUGUCCUUUCUGAAGGGCAGCGACCAUGAGGAAGAGUCCAGGUUAGCUGUUUCAGAAUCAUUCGUGGUGGGAAAAGGAUGGAAGCCAUUGGGAGGGAUGAAGCCCACGUUUAAGGAGGACAAAACCCCUGUGACCACAGAGAAGACGGAGAAGAGAGAGAAGACCACCUUUGGUGUCGUGUUGCCCAGCUGGGGCGUUGGCCUCAACCCUUCAGCUGAGGACAACCCAUGUCAGACCAGCCCCUGUCUGCAUGGAGGCAGUUGUCUGCAGGAGGGCGACGGUUACAGCUGCUACUGCCCCCAGGGCUACUCCGGAGAGAGCUGUGAAAUCGACAUCGAUGACUGCCAGUCAAUCCCGUGUCAGAAUGGAGGCACCUGUAUCGACGAGAUCAAUUCCUUUGUGUGCCUGUGUCUGCCCAGCUACGGUGGAGCCACUUGUGAGAAAGACACGGAGGGCUGUGAACACACAUGGAGGAAGUUCCAUGGCCACUGCUACAGGUACUUCAGCCGCAGACAUACCUGGGAGGACGCAGAGAAGGACUGCAGGGAGCACAGCGGACACUUGGCCAGCAUACACGCACUCCACGAGCAGGACUUCAUCAACGAUCUGAGCCAUGACAACACCUGGAUCGGCCUGAACGACAGAACAGUAGAGGAGGAUUUCCAGUGGACUGACAACAUGGACCUGCAAUAUGAAAACUGGCGUGAGAACCAGCCGGAUAACUUCUUUGCGGGGGGAGAGGACUGUGUGGUGAUGAUCGCCCACGAGAACGGCAAGUGGAACGAUGUGCCCUGCAAUUACAACCUGCCCUACGUCUGCAAGAAGGGAACAGUGCUGUGUGGGAACCCCCCCAACGUGGAGAACGCCUUUCUGAUUGGCCGUAAGCGGUCCCACUAUGACAUUCAUUCAUUGGUGCGUUACCAGUGUGCCGAUGGGUUCCUCCAACGUCACGUCCCCACGGCCAAGUGUCGUGCCAACGGCAAGUGGGACCGGCCCAAGAUCAUCUGUACAAAGUCCCGGCGAGCCCACCGCUACAGACGGCACCAUGAUCACAGUGGGAGAUGGGAGCGUAAAAAGCACAAUAAACACAGCCAUGGACACGGUGAGGGAGGCCACCACGGAGGAGACCAGGGCCACAGGCACAGCCAUGGACACGGAGGCCACCACGGAGGAGACCAGGGCCACAGGCACGGCCAUGCUCAUGCCCACAUCUGAACCGAAAGCCUCCGCAGCCCAAACCUCACCUCACUGCCCAGUCUCCCUCUCUACUGCUCUCUACCCCCUGUCCAUCCCCUCUCCUGCCGUUUUCCUGACCCCACAGCCUGGCUCCCCGAGCCAGCAUGUAUCAUACUCAACUUUGAGGCCUGACAGCCGACUGCUAGGCCUCACUGAGACAAUAACAAUCCCUUUGUACUCUUUUCUUUACCUUCAACACUUCCCUUUUCUUUCAUUUAUCCCUCCCCCUUCACGACCUACUGUCAUCGAGUCAGUGAGGACCCAGGAUACGGGGCUUUACUCACCUAAUUAAGCUUUUGUUUACAUAAACAAUUGUGGAGGAGGAGGUUUAGUACAAGCUGUAAAUAGUGACAACAUCAUUGGAAUCAGAAGUCGAGGAAUAGAUACAUGCAUCCAUGUUUUUCCACGAGUCUUCAUUCUAACACCUUUAUUUUGAAGAGACUUGUUGUCUGGGUGUAUUUCCUGACUUUGCUGUUUUUGGUUAUAGCUCUUUGUAAGACAUUUGACUUAAUAACUUACACCAGUUAUUCUGAACAGAUUGACAUGCUUUGCUUUGACACUGGUGCUUGUACUGAUUGAGUAGCGUUGUGCUUCAGCAUCGUAAGACAGACACUUUGGACUGGGUGUACUAGGUGCACAGAGGAAAACAGAGACAACUCACAGUUAGCUUGUAUCGGAGUCAACCUCACACCACUGAGGUCAAAUCAAAUCCAAUCAAGCAUCCACAGCAGUCUUUUUUUUAAAGCUGAACUGGAAAUGUUACUUUAAUGGUUUCUUCUAACAAUAUCAUCCUACGGUAUGUGUUGCCUUUCUAAGUCAUUCUGUGUUCCUGCUUAAGUACUAGAGGAGAUUGCUAGUUGGUAGUUGAGAAACCCAACCCAGAAAAGCUGUUACCUUUGGAAAUGGACAGAUUGUGAUUGAGUCUGGUUUUCCACCUAGCUAAUAGGCAAUGAUCCUUCAUUAGAAUCCUGUCAUGCCUAUCACCACACUCUCCUAUUCCAUCUGUGUCUCUAAAUUGAAGGUCUGUUCAUCGUCUACCUUAGAGCUCUACUUCUCUGGCCAGCUGAGGAGAAAUUGUUCUGUCAGACUGUCAGAGAGAGAGAGAGAGAAGGACAUGUGGAGAAAUAGAGAGAGAGAGAAAAAUAGAGAGGAGCAAGGAAUCUGGACUCUUAAUUACAGUUGUCCCCGUUCUCCAGCACAUCAAACAGAGGGAUGACAGGGCUCUCUGUGCAGCCGUCGGGUACAGAGCUGGGGCCAUAAUUAGCUUUAGAAGUACUGCUAAUAGGACAUGGGGCCAUAAAGUCGGGAUGACUAUCAGAAGAGACCUGGGCUGGGGAGAGGGCAAAGAACCAGAGCUGUUGGAAAAGGCAGAGGUGGCUGGGUUCAGAGCCCAAUCUCAGUGAGGGUUGUGUGGGGUUAACAGUGAAGCGACAGGACUCACAGAAGAUGCUAGAAAAAUUAUAGAUGGUUAGAAGAAAUAAAGCACUUUUGUUUUUCUGGACAUGGAGGCAAUUGGCUAUCGUUCACAUUGUUUCACAAUAGUACUCACUCCAGGUUUGUCCUGGUUUUAAACAGGUGUACUGCAGCCUGGGAUAAGACCCGGCCCACCUCCUCUCUGCAGCCGCUAAAAAAUGAGACAAGUUUUGUUUUUCACUGCAGUGUCCGACUGAUUCUCUAAAGCUCCUUUAUCACCUUAUGCAAUUCCUCUGAGCUUACAUCCCCCUCUUUCUCUUUCUUUCUCUCCUCUCUCUUUUUGCUCUCUCUCUCUCUC
Messenger RNA from Oncorhynchus gorbuscha (pink salmon), 6288 nucleotides. It is a transcript of the gene ncanb, whose product is annotated as neurocan b. Gene Ontology annotation, biological process: cell adhesion. NCBI's taxonomy places the organism in Eukaryota, Metazoa, Chordata, Actinopteri, Salmoniformes, Salmonidae. The record is from RefSeq and is a predicted model, not a curated record. The transcript is spliced from 16 exons. The coding region runs from base 315 to 4496 and encodes 1393 amino acids. Gene Ontology annotation, molecular function: calcium ion binding; hyaluronic acid binding.